AUGUAUUGUUGUGAACAACAUCGACUGCAAGAAACUAAAAGAGCAGAUGACAGCGGACUGACUGGAGGAAGCGGCGGCGAUCCUCUUCAAAACAAAAAAAAUGCUGCCAUUACUGAAAUUGAAAAUUCUUUAAACCAACCCCCACCAAUAACUAAUAAUCAAUUAGAAUCCACUAACCAAAGUUGGCGGAUUAAAAUCCAAAAUGCUAAUUUAGAUUCGGACAUUAUCACCAUUAAAGACCAAGUCCUAGCCGAUAUUGCUAGUAAACGCCAAGCAAAAGACCCUUUGGCUGAAUUACGGAAAACAGCAAUUGACAAAAUUUUAGAUGAAUUAACGAAAGAACCUCCUGUUGACGAAAACAACUACCAAAAUCUUGAAAAUAUUUAUCAACAGAUUAAAGAACUAAGGUCUUCCAAUGCUUACCAAGACUAUGUCGCCGAAAUUCAAACUGUCGAGGAUAGAUUAAAAGAGUUAAACCCUGAUGAAUUCCAAGGAAUGACUGAAAGUCGGUUGAAACAAAUGAAGCAGAAGCACCAACUAACCGAUAGCGAUCUAGACAAAGAUACCAACGAAGCGAUAGCCGAAGCAAUUCAAAACCCUACUUCUGAUAACAUUCGAAAAGCAGAAGAUGGAAUUGAAUUUUGCGGAGCACGCAAAGAAUUAACCGGACUUUUGGGUCAGAAUGAUUUUACCAAAAAAGCUUACAGAGAAAAAAAACAAACUGUCGAUGAACUACUACAAAAAUUAGAGGAAAGCGAUCCGCAAAAGCAACAACAAAAUCCGGAAUUUCCGUGA
Molecule: messenger RNA, 795 nt
Organism: Entrophospora candida
Lineage: Eukaryota; Fungi; Glomeromycota; Glomeromycetes; Entrophosporales; Entrophosporaceae
Source: the annotation of a GenBank genome assembly